AAGCUUCUCAAAGGAUUCGAUCUUGGCGCGCAGCUCGGCAGUGUUUUCUAAAAUUUAACUGAGUUUUUAACCAAAAAUUUAAUACAAAAUGUUUUACAAUAAAAUACGUAACAUUUUACAGGAAACGGCCGAGAGAAUCGAAAAACUGCAUGUUCCGUACGAAAAUGAGUUCAAAAUUCAAAUACAACACCUAAAUCUGAAGGAAAAGUCCCUGCUCCAAGAAUACCUCUACGCCCACGAGUGGAUCCUCGGAAGCGCCCGUGUUUUAUCAAUGUUCAAGAAGGCAAGAAUCGUUUCCAUCUCAGAAUAUGUGCUGCGAUUACACUCCAAGGAUGCCAUUCAACAGGUGAUGAACGACCUGCUGGAAGCUGAACCAAUUCUUCUCGCAGAACUGAUCAGCAACUCGAGUCGGGACUCCGAAGUGUUCACAUCGCUCAAAGACAUUCUGCACGAAAGCUUCAGCACGGUUUUGGACGAUUUGCUGGAGAAUCCCAGCGUUAUUCCGUUUAACUACCUGGAACAACUUGAACCACAUUUAACGGACCAGGAAAUUGAGCACGUAAGACUACAGCAUCUGCAGCUUCUGCUGCGAAAAGAUUUCACGUGUACACUUCAGGAAGCCAUUGGACGACAGGAACAGUGGAGAUCGGAGGCAAUUAGGAACAAAGGGACCAUUUUGGGGCAGAUGAUGCGGACUGUGGUUCAGGAUACGGUUUGUAGUUUUGAUACUUUACUAGGUGCUGGAGAAAAGCUUGACGCGAACGUUUCAUGGAAACACUAUUUGACUUUGCUGGGAAUUGUAGCCAAGGCAGCGACUAGCGAGUAUGUGAAUGUUCUGCGGGUGAAAGGAGCGGUUAAGAACAUGUUUAACAAAAUUUUAGCGGAUGGGAGGUUUGAAACAUUGCUACUCUUGAUGUUGACAUCACGAGAAAUUUGCGCAACUGACGAAAGCAUUCUUGGGAGCUACACCAGCUGGUACAAGUACAUAAUUGGUGAGAUGACCUACCGAGUUGAUAAAGCUCAGUUUAUUGCGGUUAUGGGAUUGAUGAACAAACUAGUACCGUUGGAAGAAAGCGUGGAAAUCCUGAAAGUUCAUGCAAGCGUCUCUAUUUCGUUCCCAUCGCUUUGCAUGGAGCAUGUGGUAACUUUCAAAAACCUUUGUAAAAGUAGGAUAACGAAAAUCGAGGAAGCUAAAUGUCGACAAGAUGGUGUUCAACCCCUUGAUCCAGAUAUUUCGAUUGUCAUCGACUCGGAUGAUGAUUAAAAUAGAUUUAUACAGUUUCAAGAAAUUUUAUUUCGUAUCACCCUCCUUUUGUAUAAUAAAU
This is a messenger RNA of Culex quinquefasciatus (southern house mosquito), 1325 nucleotides long. RefSeq lists its product as uncharacterized. The transcript has 3 exons. The record is from RefSeq and is a predicted model, not a curated record. Bases 89 to 1264 code for a protein of 391 amino acids. Lineage: Eukaryota; Metazoa; Arthropoda; Insecta; Diptera; Culicidae.